Messenger RNA from Cyprinus carpio (common carp), 3275 nucleotides. RefSeq names its product ras-related protein Rab-3C-like. Gene Ontology annotation, molecular function: GTPase activity; GTP binding. Gene Ontology annotation, biological process: protein secretion; protein localization to plasma membrane; regulation of exocytosis. The record is from RefSeq and is a predicted model, not a curated record. Lineage: Eukaryota; Metazoa; Chordata; Actinopteri; Cypriniformes; Cyprinidae. Gene Ontology annotation, cellular component: plasma membrane; endosome; synaptic vesicle.
GCUGGAAAUUUGAAAAUCCGUCGAAAACGUCAAGUGUCUUCCGGUUUUAAGGACUACAAACAGCUGAACUGCUCUUUGUAGAAAACUACAAUUCCCAGCAGCAAGCGCGAAUGAGUGACGUCGGCACGGCCGGGAGCGUCAGUGCGCGUUCUCUGGCUGCUGAUGCUGAUGCUCAGAGGACACGGAGUGAUUCGAGCAUCACCGGGAACCGACUGAAUUAUCGUGCCAAAUCUUCGGGCUUCGGUAGGAUGCGUCAAGACGGAUCCAUGCAGAUGGCUGCGACACAGAAAGAAGGAUCUGACCAGAACUUCGAUUACAUGUUUAAAGUGCUGAUCAUCGGCAACAGCAGUGUAGGAAAGACGUCGUUUCUCUUCCGGUACGCUGACGACUCCUUCACGUCAGCGUUUGUGAGCACGGUGGGCAUCGAUUUCAAAGUCAAAACCGUCUACAAGAACGACAAGAGAAUCAAACUGCAGAUAUGGGACACUGCCGGACAGGAGAGAUACCGCACCAUCACCACGGCAUACUAUCGUGGAGCCAUGGGCUUCAUCCUCAUGUAUGACAUCACUAACGAGGAGUCGUUUGGAGCGGUGCAGGACUGGUCAACCCAGAUAAAGACGUACUCCUGGGACAAUGCGCAGGUCAUCCUGGCAGGAAAUAAGUGUGACAUGGAAGAGGAGAGAGUCGUGUCUACAGAUAACGGCAGACUGCUGGCAGAGCAGUUGGGUUUUGAGUUUUUCGAGACGAGUGCCAAGGACAACAUCAACGUGAAGCAGACCUUUGAGCGUCUGGUGGACAUAAUCUGUGACAAGAUGUCGGAGAGUUUAGAGACUGACCCCGCCGUGACCACGGGGACCCAGGGAACGGCCCGGUUAACAGAUAACCCUCCUCCACUACAGCAGCCUAACUGUGCCUGUUAGUGCUCAGUUACAUGGUAGCAUACGUGUGUGUGUGUGUGUGUGUGAGACACCUUUAGAUAGAUGCAUAUAUCCUUUAAUGUCAUAGAAUACAAGUGCUGGAACAACUUGAAUCUGAUCAGUGCAUGUCAAGAGUCAUGUGAUACUUUACACCCAAUGGGAACGGAGCUGUCAUAUGUAUGCUGUCUUGAUCAACGGUGAGCAGUUCAGUGUUUUAAAAAGCAGUAUGGAUAAAAAUAGCUUGAAAAAUAUUCAUAUGUUCCAUUUCUUUGGUUAUCAGCUUGUGGUGUAUUUGGCCUGUGAGUCUGUCGCACCAGUAGGUGGCGUUCAAGCAGGACACAUUCUUGUAUUCCAAAACAUAUAGCCACAAAGUCUUGAGACACUUUUUAAAAUUAGAAGAUGCAGCGCCCAAAGACGUCUGUCUGAUGCAUGUGAAAACAGACCAAAUGAACCCCGAAUGCAAGAAUGUUGUGUUGUGUACGAAUGCUACUUUUAUCUGUUUUGUUCCAGCACCUUUGCACUGGAGUCACGUCUGUCUAUACGGUGCUUAAUUCAUUCUGACACACUGUUUUCUUUACUGUCAGUCAGAGUCCUAACAGCCUUUACAGCACUGUUAUUUAGUUCGUCAAGACUUCGUCCACAUGCAUGCGGCGGCUGUUUAUGAACUGAUGACUUUGAGUACGAUCGAACUGUUCUUUCUCUAAGCUCCGCCCCCUUAGUUACGAAAAAUGUCAUUUUGAAGUUAUGAAUAAACAUAAUUACAUAGUUACGGAUAAAGACGUUAUUAAUUAGUUUAGAAUACAAAGGCGAUUUUUGUGCACUCUGUGAUUUAGAGCACAAUCAAACUGACCUUUUGCUAAGCACCACUUAUGGUGGCAAAUAAACUUAAUUAUGUCAUUAUGACUAAAAAUGUAGUUAAGAGAUAGUUUAGAAGUAACCACCACUCCAUUAAUUACAAAUAAAUGAAAUUUCAUAGUUACGAAUAAACGUAAUUACAUAGUUACAUAUAAAAACGGUUACUAAUUAGUUUAGAAUUAACUGGAGACUUUUUUGAACACUUGACUUUGAGUACGAUCAAACUGACCUUUUGCUAAGCUCCGCCCCCUUAGUUACGUUUAAAUGUUAUUACAAAAUUAUGAAUAAAAACUUAAACAAGGGAUUUUUGUGAACUGAUUUUUUUCUUCUCUCUUUCAAGUAGUCUUGGAUGAUUCUAAACUGACGCAUUUUAAAUAAAAAAAAAAAUAAUUAAAUUCAAACAUUUAAAAUAAUCACAUCAUCACACAGGACGUCCUGUCUGGCAACAGUUGCUAAGGUAGGAUUGGUCAGAAGCUUUUUUAGGGUGGGGCUUAGUGAAGGGUCAGGUACUUAAAGGAAAGGAUCUUAACGGCGAUCCUACAAAGUCACAUUAAUACACACAAACACACUCUUUUCAGCGAUUUUGUAGAUCAGGAAUUCAUGGCAUAUUAAUCAAACUGAAAUUUCCCAUCAGUGAUAUCAGCUGCAUGACUCAAGUGUGUGCAUCUGUGUACCGUAGAUUAUUAAAGAUUACAUCAUCUAUAAGAAUACAUGAUCUAUCUAGUGUAUAUAGGUUUGUAUAUACUUCAGUCAGAUGAAUAUAAUGUUGUAGAUUUAAGUAGCUGUUCAAUACAGGGAGGAAAAUGUGCAUUAAAUGUUUCUACACAUUUAGUUUGAUCAUUGUAAAUGAAUUCACGCUGAUGAAGUGAAAUAUUUAUUUAUCUAUUUAUUCAAAGCAAACAGACUUUACAGUGAGAAAAAGAAAAGAAAAGUAAAUGUGCUUCAUGAGCUGCGUGUGUCUGAUAAUGAAACGUUCUUCUAGGUGAAGUGGAGUUUGUAUUUUUCCCCGAGCCCUUUUUUCUCCAUUUCAUUCAACAGUCGUCGGUUGUUUUUCUCUGCUGGCUAAAAAGCUACUUUGUGGAGGAUGUGAUCUGCUGUCCCUGCUCUUAUCUUGUUUUAUGCUCAUGGCCGGAGAGGAUUCAGUGAUUUUAGAUGUUAUAAGGAAACCGCUUCACUGUCGGGUCGAAGCUUGCUGAAGCUUGUCUUGUAAAAUGAUGCAGUAAUAGCCAAGGAAAUGUGCCGGGCAGCUAUUUUCAGGAGAAAUGAGUCGCUCAUCUAUAUUUCAUCCGACAAACCUUAAAUGACUUUGGCCAUGAAUAGAAUUUUCUUCUCAUUUUUGAGUCAGAAAUAUAACACACCUACUGUAUCGCCAAGGAAGAGCAGUUCUAGGGCAAACGUCUUGAAAGAUGAGAAUAUUCAGAUUAUAUUUCACCUCAAUAUGAAACAGAAAGAAAGAAAGAAACACAUUUUCCCCAUAAAUUCUUAUUAGCUUAAGAUUUUUUU